Meloidogyne enterolobii is the source of this 1110-nucleotide messenger RNA. The record is from the annotation of a GenBank genome assembly. NCBI's taxonomy places the organism in Eukaryota, Metazoa, Nematoda, Chromadorea, Rhabditida, Meloidogynidae.
UUUUUUCUGAAAUAUAAAAUGUCACGAGGCAAAACAGGCGGAAAUAUGGAACCAAUGCCAUUUGUGCGGCGUUGGGGUGCUUCAGCAAAUGAUGACGAUGUGGAAGACCCAACACGAGUUCACCCAAAUGGAAGUGAAUCUGCAAGUGAUGUUUCUCCGCCUAAAAAGCAUCGACAUCGUGAUCGUUCACGAUCCCCGAAGAGAGACAAGCGACGUUCUCGUUCUCCUGAUAAAAAGAGACAUAAGAAACGUUCAAGGUCGCGUGAGGGACGAAGCAAGAGGCGCCGAUCUCGUAGUCGUGAUGAUGGUAGAGAUAGAGAUGAUCGGUCACGUGACGAUGGCUUAUCUGCUUUUCCUCCCCCUCCAGAUUAUCUCCAACAAGUUCAGCAACGUCAACAACAGAUAGAAAUGCAAAUCAUGCAGCAGCAGAUGCAACAAUCAAUGAAGCAAGAAGUUUCUGAUUAUGGCCAAACUUGGCAGGAGGAGCAACAAAAACAGUCGGCAGGGGGUGAUGCCCUUUCAGCGGCGCUUGCAGCAGCGGCAAUGGUGGCUCAGAAAUUGAAAAAGACUCACGGAGCUCCCGUAUCUACCGAAUUAAUUGCUAAAAUACCUCCUAAGCAGACUGGAUAUGCUGAUACGGUUCUUUCUAAAGACCAGUUUGAUGGUAAAAAAGCAGGACAAACAGAAAGUGAUGAACAAAGAGAGAAACGACGUAAAUCGCGUUGGAGCAACACAAAAGCUUUUGUACCGGGAAUGCCAACAAUUUUACCUGCUGACAUCGAUGAUAAUCAACGACAGAUUUAUUUGCUUCAAAUGGAUGUUGAAGAAACAACGCGUCGAUUACGGCAAUGUGACUUUGGUCAAAAUUUGGAUCCGUCAGAGAGGAGUCCAUCGCCAGAACCUGUUUAUGACAUAACUGGAAAAAGAUUAAAUACAAGAGAAAUACGUAAACGACAGGAGCUUGAACUGCGGCGGCAUGAGAAAAUCCAAGCAAUUUUGAGGUUAAAUCCUAACUACAAGCCACCAACGGAUUAUCGGUUUGUUUUUGAUAUUUUGGCACCUUUCAUAUGUUUCUGUUCUUUCUAUUUUCUUCUUGCUUCAAGAAAUUAA